This is a messenger RNA of Cryptotermes secundus, 1718 nucleotides long. RefSeq lists its product as uncharacterized. The transcript is spliced from 5 exons. The record is from RefSeq and is a predicted model, not a curated record. The coding region runs from base 1088 to 1459 and encodes 123 amino acids. NCBI's taxonomy places the organism in Eukaryota, Metazoa, Arthropoda, Insecta, Blattodea, Kalotermitidae.
UAUAACGUUUCACUGUAGACUCUACACUGCAACAUCUCAUUACAUCUGUUCUCCCUUCCUGGUGUAGCUUCUUGGUAUCUGCAAUCUCUCCAGAGUAGCUCAUUCAGGUAAAUCUCCUACUGUGUUAUCUUGGUUGCUGGAAAAAAGAAAGGAAAACUGCGCAGUAGGGAUUCCCAAAACCGAUUAUUCAUGAAUUAUGUUAUUACAAUUGCUUAGUGAUUGUCUCACACGAGAGAAACUCAUCCACUUUAUAAAAAAAAUGAUCGCUUAGGUAAGUUUUCAAAGCGUUUUUGAACUUAUAUAGUACUGGUAUUUCUUUAAUAGAUCGUGGCAGAUGAUUUAGUAGUCGAAGUCCUAACCAAUGGUCAGUGAAUAUUACAUAAAGGCAUUUCCUUUGCCAAUCUGUGUCAUCCAUGUCACUUGGAGCCAUUCAGAAUGAUACAAUAUCGAUCUUGUGGUCAUCUUGCAUUCCCUAUUUCACCUAGUUCACAAUUUCAUAUUGUAGAAUGCACUCUGCAGCCGACGACCAGAAGGGAAAUACGUUGAAAGGAAGGGUAUAGAAAGCCGGUCAGCAGAACCAGAAGAUGUAAUGGAGUUGUUUCUCAACUUAGAGGAGAUAUUGGAUGUUGGGCUUUUGCCUGCUGCAAGUGCAGUGGAAGCAGAAGAAGUACCAGCAUCAUCCAGUAUUUCUUCUAAAGGAAGUAUACCAGAAGAAACGGGUGAUGAUUCAAAAUGACAUCAUCCAAAACUGCAGUUAACACCUGAAGAAAAACGACUGUCAGAGCAUGAACUUAUAAAGAUUAGAAGGAAAAUUCGUAACAGGCUAUCUGCGAAGGAGUCACGCAAGAGAAAGGAGUACAUAGAUAGCUUGGAAGAGAGGGUAAAGCAUUGCACUGAGGAGAAUCUGCACCUAGUAAAAUGUGUGGAAGCUCUGCAGACAGAAAACCAAACACUAGCAGCAAAGGUGAAGGAACUCGAGGCUGUGUUGUCCCAUUGAGCAGCAAACACAGCCUCAAGUUCUUUCACCUUUGCAUAGCUUCACUGUGAUGGUCAGAAGGAUCAAGACUUCUCACAGCCAGAAAACAAAAUGGCACCUCUUGCAGGCCAUUCAAGAAACUUGCUAGAAUUCCCUGAGUCUAGGGUCUCAGAAGAUGGGACUUUCAGCAGUUCCGAUCAAGAUGAUGCAGCCAUGUUCAUAUCUGAUAUGGCUGAACUUCUGCAGUUCAACAGUCCCCUGGUGGGUGACUGUGAUUAUGAGCCACCAACCAAGCGUUCUCGUACAGAAGAGAAACCAAAGGAUAUCACGUCAUCACUGCUGUAUGCAGGUAUAAACUACAUUGUACCACCAGCAGAUGAAAUCUGGCCACCUCCACCUGAAGAUGGUCAUAUCAGCAACAUGCUUGAGAAGCAACUGGGAGAGAUAUCAUUUUCAUUAAUUACAUCUUCCCAUGACUCAUAACUUAAUUUCUUAUUAAAAUUAGCAAUUGAAACCUCAUUUAUUUCCCAUAUAUAGUAGUAACUUUUUUUAUGUUUUUGUUUAAAUAUAUUAUGUAUUAUUAGGUUCUGGGCCUCAUGAUCAGAAAGACCAUUUAUGAUGCGAUAUACAGUAAAAUUUGUAAACUUAUGUGUAUUAAUAAAAAUAUUAUCAAUUGUAGAAUAAGAUUUUUUUUGGAAUCUAGUAGGGAAUUGGAUUAUACUAUAGAGUCCAUGAGAGGCUA